UUUUGCAGGCUGUUAAUGGAGAAGAGGGCGGAUGACAGCCGGGACCGUGGUCAUCACAGGUGGAAUAUUAGCGACUGUCAUUUUACUCUGUAUCAUCGCCGUCCUCUGCUACUGUAGGCUCCAGUACUACUGCUGCAAGAAGGAUGAGUCCGAGGAGGACGAGGAGGAGCCCGACUUCGCCGUGCACUCCCACAUCCCGCCGCUCCACUGCAACCGCAACGUAGUGCUGACCAACGGCCCGUCCAUCUACGCCUCGUCCCCCUUCGGCAAGAGUCCGGCACCGAGCCGACCCGGCUGCCCCGGCUGCGCGCCGUACGAGCCCCCCACCUUCUUCCUGCAGGAGCCCCCCGAGGAGCUGCACAACGGGGGCGACCGGGUGAGCUACAAGACGGUGAGCCAGGAAGACCUGGAGCUGCCGGUGAGCGUGACCAACCUGCAGGCCCUCAACCCCAACCGCCUCUCGGCCAUGCGGGAAGCCUUCUCCCGCAGCCGCAGCAUAAGCACCGAUGUGUGAGGCGCUG
This is a messenger RNA of Leptosomus discolor (cuckoo roller), 521 nucleotides long. RefSeq names its product family with sequence similarity 163 member B (gene FAM163B). NCBI's taxonomy places the organism in Eukaryota, Metazoa, Chordata, Aves, Leptosomiformes, Leptosomidae. The record is from RefSeq and is a predicted model, not a curated record.